AUGUACGUUCGGUUGUGGAUGAAGAUAGCUUGGAUGGGUACUCGGACAAAGACCACUAAGAAUUAUCCAGUGAUGCCCGUUUCUUGUAUCAAAUUUCUCGUUACUUAUGCCCUUUUUGAAGUUUGUACAGUGUUGUACUACGAGUUUGCACGUGUUGUUCUUUGCGGUACUACAUCGAUUGCGGCCAGUUCCUUACUCUCUUCUGCCCACCACCGUCAGCUGGAUGCAAGCCAGAUAGCAACCAGCUCAACAUCCUUUCCAAAUGACUACGGAUGCCUGAUGAUGGCUUUGACCCAUACAAAGGAGCCAAACGGGAAUUUCGAUCUCGACUUUCUGUAUGGUCGGGAUGAUUGGGAUGAUGGUGGAGCUGCUCACACAAUCACCCACCCACCUUACCGUGAUUUAUUCAAGAUACACCGGACACCGGAUCUGACUUCGAUGCGAAGGGGUGAAAUACCUCACACUGGCAUGGUGCAUGUAGACUCUAGGCCCCGCAAGAAGUGUGAGACGCACAUCGAGGCAAAUAUCAAUGCCCUCAACACCAUAUGUGGUCCCACGACCUCUCACAACUCCCGAUGGACCAAGUACCGUUGCUGCCGACACAGCACCAGCGCCUGCGAUGGACACUGUACCAAUGAAAUUCAAAUAGGAGCCGAUGUUCGUGCGCAGAUUGAACAAUAUCACAGUGUGUCUCAAUCACUCAGCAUUGCCCGCGGGAAAAUCGUAGAAAUCGCGCGCAGUGGAGUCCCUUAUGCGUACGAGCUAUACCGCUCGGGAAAUGAUACAUCGGGGCGCACACCGAUACAAUAUCAGAUACACAUCGUCACUGCACUUGUCAACUCAUUAUCGUUCAUGCACUCUUACCGUUUCGAUGCGGCAUGUUUUUUUUUUGGUUUUUUAAGAUACGAGCACUUCCUUGACGAGUCGCUGCUGCAGAAGCUUUGGUAUGUUGUUGCGACUGCUGGCGCAGCGGUCCACUGCGUACUGCAGGAGCAGGGGCUCAUAAACCCAACUGUUGACCCUUUCUCGGGCCUCGGCCACCACAAUAAGUUUAUCAAAAUCAUCAACACUCUCGAUGGCCUCGAGGGAGAAGAGAAAAUUACCUUUGAGGCUUACAUCCUUGAUAUUCUCGAGGUUGGACCAUUGCAGAUGCGCACUGUUGCCGAAGCUGAUAACGAUGAUCUACAAAUCACAUUCUGUGAAAGCUCCUUGCUGAAUCUGUUCCCUAACGACUACCGUAAAAUUCUGACACAACUCUUGUCAGAGAUAUGUGCCAUAUAUGUAAUGAUGUUCAAGUGUCGCCUUGGUACCAACCAUGGCAGUUUAUGUUCUGUGCACGUGCAUGAAGAGGCCAUCCACCAAUUAGACAUCCUCAUCAUGGCCCACCAAGGCACUAGUGAUGAAGCAAUCAAAUUGAAUUCCUUUAACAGCCAAUGGAUAAAUAGAGGCCUCGGUCAAGAUCUGUUUGCCUGCCGAUAG
Suillus clintonianus is the source of this 1479-nucleotide messenger RNA. RefSeq lists its product as uncharacterized. The record is from RefSeq and is a predicted model, not a curated record. Lineage: Eukaryota; Fungi; Basidiomycota; Agaricomycetes; Boletales; Suillaceae. The transcript has 10 exons. The coding region runs from base 1 to 1479 and encodes 492 amino acids.